This is a messenger RNA of Aricia agestis (brown argus), 1973 nucleotides long. RefSeq lists its product as uncharacterized. The record is from RefSeq and is a predicted model, not a curated record. The transcript is spliced from 4 exons. The coding region runs from base 123 to 1973 and encodes 616 amino acids. Lineage: Eukaryota; Metazoa; Arthropoda; Insecta; Lepidoptera; Lycaenidae.
UUACCUCAUUUUUGAAAAAGUUGUGCAACAAUAAUUUGUUUAGAGCAGUUCAGUUAGUCUUCAAGUAACACAACACGUCUACUAACACAAGCCGUAGGUUUACUACAAUUCGGGAUAUCACAAUGAUACAAUUAAAUGGAAUAAACUUAGGACAAAGGCAUUAUGAACUAAAUAAAAAAGUUGAUGAAUUAUUUACAAAAAAAGAAAACUUUGAAAAAGUAAGUGCCAGUGAAGAAAAGUCAGAUGUUGAAAGAUUAUUAAAAAUAGAUUUAGCAAAUUUACAUAAAAAUUUAGAAUACCUCGCUAACACUUUAAAAUGUGGUGAUCCAUUGUACAUUUCAAGAGCUUUAAAAUGCACUGCCCUAUUUGAAGAUCAUGUUAUAAUUAACCCAGAAUAUCUACAUAGCAAUAUAAUACCAUUUAUGUCUCAAAAAAUGAAAAGAAAAAUGUUAACCGCUAUUGCCAUGCAUGUCAAGGAUCAGGAAAGAGUGGACAGUUUCUAUCAGUAUUGCAUCAAUCAUAAACUAAAUGCUAUUGCAAACAAGUUUGUCAUAAAUGCAUCACAGCUUUGUAAGGAAGAAUAUUUAAAAUCUCAUAUUGAUAUAGAUGACUCAAUAAAAUUUGAGUUAUUCUUUGGCAAUUGUUAUGAUUUAAUAGACAGACACAUGAAGAGGAAAAAGUUGAAUAAUUAUUAUUGUAGAAGUGAUUUAUUCAGAUUCAGUUACUUGUUUUCAUCUUCUAGUGAAAAAUAUCUAAACUUGCUGGAAGAAUACUUAGAAAAUGAAAAAUGUACAUAUUACAAUAGCUAUACGAAAUUUGGACUACGAAUGUCGAAAAUUAUAAUGAAAAAACAUAAACAAAGAGUUUUUGACAAACCUUGGUUAUAUUUGGGAGCUCUUAAUAAAAGUAUGAUUACCAGGUAUACUUCAUCAGAUGAUGCAAAAAAAUUUGCUGUUGCAUUACUGCCCGACAGAUGUAAAAAUUUGGCUUGCUUUUGGUCUGAUUAUUCUUAUGAAAACUACGCCUUUUUCCUGAAAAAGAUUCCAAAUAAUGAGAUUUACGCAUUUUUAAAACAAAUUUUUGCAUCUAAAUACCCUAAUGAGAUAUUUGAGAUGAAUUUCUCAUUCUAUCGCUUAGGAUAUCAUAAACUUAUGACAAGUGAAGAAAGGCACGAAUGGGCAUUGAAACACAUUGAACAAAAGAAAGAACAUUUCGGACCUCUUAAAGACUACAAGUGGUACAAGUUCGUUAAGUUCAAUAAGGCCUUUUUUGAAAUCAAGAAAUUAAUUUAUGUUAAUAAAUCAGCUGAAGUUAGGUCAGAUCUCAUAAAUGUUUUAGUUGAAUCAGCGUCACAGGAGGAUGUCGAAGACUUAUUGAAAUAUUAUUAUGAAAGACAUGUCAAUGAAUCGACUUUACUAAAAGAAAAUUUCUUGAACAAAAUAAUUGAAACCCACAAUGUAUACAAAUUUGAUGAAAAAUGUUGGACCUUAUUUAUGAAACUUUUACAUAGCUUAGAGGCUUUUACCCUAAACAAUAAUUCUGCCUAUACAAUUAUAGCAGUGUUGUAUAAUAUUAUAAAAUAUAAGACCAUACCUGAAAACUUAGAAACAUUCUGCACAUUUGGAAGAUCUUUUCCUGGAUGGAUCAAUGUUAUCGAUAAAUUAGAUUCGGAAGAAAAAGAAUUAGUUUUCAACUACCUCAGAGAGCAUUUUGCCAAUAAAAUCAAGCAGCUGAUGGAUACAGAUUCGGAAAAUCUGAAGAAAGAAGAAGUAAAAAAAGAGAUUGUUUUGCUAAUUUGGAGUACAAAAACUUUGAUUCAUACUUUUAACAAAUCAAAAUCAGAUUUUCCAGAAAUUGCAAUGAAAGGGGUUAAGCUGUAUUGGGAUGAAUUUUCCUAUGAAGGCUGGAGGAUGGCGGACAUGGGCGUAGCCACACUGGGGCAAGCUGGGGCGCUUGCCCCACCCUGGCUCUGA